Messenger RNA from Cryptomeria japonica (Japanese cedar), 5643 nucleotides. RefSeq lists its product as uncharacterized. Bases 5102 to 5461 code for a protein of 119 amino acids. The transcript has 5 exons. Lineage: Eukaryota; Viridiplantae; Streptophyta; Pinopsida; Cupressales; Cupressaceae. The record is from RefSeq and is a predicted model, not a curated record.
UGAUUAUUCAUUCUUGUUUUGGAAAGGAAGCUUAGAGAUUUCCUUGUAGGAAACUUAUUGCCAAGCCCUUUAGAUCAGAUCAACUGCCUAUUUUAGAUCGAAAAUUCCACUCUUGCAGCAGACUUUUAAAAGCCUAAUUGGUAGCUAGGAAAAGAAGACUGUAUAUCCGACAUGCUCCUCUACGUCCUCAUGCAAACUAAUGGACUUAAGGAUCUCCAUUUGUUAAUAUGACCAUAUUGCCUGCAUACAUGUAACUACCGGCCGAUGGUAUGUAAUUUAGUAAUGCUCAUCAUUUUUAAGUAUAUAGUAUAUUUGUGUUGUGUUACAUAUCUAUAAGAUGCUAUCCAUUAUAAAUGUAUUUGUGGAUUGAAGACAUCUGCUCUUCAAUUGAAUUAGAUAAUUGGGUUUCAAUCCUUUCUAUCUGGACAUUGGUCUUUUUACUAAAGGGAAGCACUACAAUGCAUUUGUGAUUUUCCACAAUUACACGUAUCAUUAAAAUGCAUGUUAUUGUGAAGCUCUCUUUUCAAGAUUAAGCAUGCUUAUGAAAUUGAUGUCUCGAGUGGUCUCGAUGGUUUCAAGUAUUGUCAUAGCCAAUAUCAGAUAUCUAAAUAGUAGGUAGAGAAAAAUACUUAAAAAGUGAUUAGUCCAAUUUUAUGUCAUAAAAGAAGACACAACAAAGAAAAAGGCUUAUUAUGAUUUUACCAAAGUCAGUGAAAAACAAAUCUACUCUAGCUAUUAAGAUGCGUGACCUGGCAGUUGAUCAUACAUGUCACGGGUGGGACAAAGGCAAAAAUAAAGAGGCUCUCUCUUUCAAUGACACACAUGAGGCAAAACAAACCAAGACUGAAACUUUUGCGCCAAACAAUGGGGUGAGGGAGGACGGAUAUCUAGGCAAUAAGGAAUUAUAUAGCCCCACGUCUUUUCAUUUGUUAUGGUUAUCGAAAUUUUAUGUAAACAAGCUUAUGAACAUGAAGAAGAGGAUUGAAUUUUAGAAGCAAAGGAUCAACAAGAAGACAAAAAACUAAGAGAAAUUAUAGAAGCUAGCUAGAACCUUGAAAGGGAGAAAAAGUUGUUAAAAGAGUAGGAAAUAAGUUUGCAAAACAGUGCAGAGAGAGGGCAGCAAGAGUUAAACAAGGUAAAACAAGAAACAAAACAAACAAGAGCAGCAGAGAAAGGCAGCUUAGAGUCAAUGAAAAUAGAUACUCUGCCAUAGUUGGAGGAGUUUCAAUCGAUAGUGGAAGACACGACAGUAAGAGAAAACAAAUUAAAGGAGUAGUUAAACGAAGCCAAAUCUUGGGUUCAAGUGGUAAACGAAUUGACAAUUGGGCAAAAGGAAGUCAUAGAAAAUCAAAUCAAGAGACAAAUGGGAGAAGAAAAAGAUAAACAAGAAAAAGAGGUAAAUAUCAUCAUCAAAGGUUUGAAGGAUUUUGGAGAGAGAGAGAAUGAAUAUUCUAGCAAGGGAUUUUUUCAAGAAAAAGCUAAAGUGGACAGGCUAUAUUCAACAAGCGAAUGUAAUUGGAAAGAAAAUAGGAGAAGGGAUAGACAUGUGUAAGUAACUUUAGAAAACUUGGAGGACAAGUCUAUAAUCCUAUAUGUUCAGGUACUCUUAUUCUAGACCUCAUAGAUUUUUGAAAAGCCUUAAAGUAACCCCAUACCUUAUCAUCUCUAAGACUUCCCAAUGCAACAAUUGAUUGCUUAAGUUGUCUUCCUACUGGGAUGUCAAAAGCCCAUUGCUUCCUUCCAGAACCGGGAAUAUCAUUUAAAAAGUAUAACAUUAAGCAGACCAAUAGAUUUCCAUACUGGAAGGUGCCCUUCUUCUCACCUUUAAUCUUCCCUAAAUUGAUCAAUAACUCCUCGAGCAUCCAGUCACAAAGAUCUAACUUGAUAUUUUCUCUCAUCAUCCUAUAUGCGGCCAAAAUACAUGAACUUGAAACUGAAUUCAGUCGGUUAGACUGAGUUACCUUGUAGCUUAUAACCAUGCUUCCAAAUUUGAUGUCGGUGUCAGUGAUAGUGCUCACUUUCAUCGAUCUCGUCUGAUGUAGCGUCGGUGAUCUUCCUCAUGAAGUCAUUUGAUACUUUCUUAUUCGGAUGUGGCCCUGUCGAUGACAAGCCAUUAAUUGCCCAAAUGGCUUCCUUAGUGAUUUUGUAGGGUCGGUCCAGCCAUAUGAAUUCCCCAUGUACUCUGCUCAGUACAUAUCUGACUAUCUCAUCCUCGAACUCCAGAAUAUCUAGAAUACUAGUGAACCCUAGAUCUUCGAUGUGUUGAUAUGUUGGUUUGAUCUUACUAGAUUCUCCCAUGAGUUCAUUCAUAUGCAUCCCCUUGAUCUCCGAAGUGCCUAAGUCCUCUAUAUGACAAUGAAUAUAGGCCCUAACAUCUUCCACAUAUACCACUCCCUUCGGAACGCGAGAGAACGCUCCAACCGAAUCUUCCUUGGUAGCCACAUGUGGAUACCGUUUGAAAAUUGGCCUAGGGCGGUCCUUAACCUCUACUAUAGUUGGAUUUGCAAUGAAAAUAGGAACAAAAAAUGAUCCUGAUUCCAUGAUUCAAGAAAAAUACCUUUAGAAUACUUCUGGUGAAAACCUCUAACAAAUCCUUCCAAAUGUCAAUGUGAUCACUCAAGAAGAAAUCUGAUCGCCUCUGAAUAGCUUCUAAUUGCAUUAAGUUGCUAUGAAUCACUCUGAAUGCUGGGUGAUUAACAAUGAAGUGUAAUUAACCUUUUAUCCAUCGAGAAAACCCUAAUUUUUUGUUGACAUAAAUGACUAUCGGUGAAUGAUACCGGAUCUCACUUUGAAUAUAUCAAUGCCGGAUAAUCCUCUCCAAUAUCUGGAACAUCUUCAAGAAUAUCUUCCAGGGGCAUAUGCAUCAUCUUCCAUGAAAUUUUCCUACCCCUAAGGCAUCUACCUUAGUUACUAGAUGAGCUCACUGUCGGUGCAGGAGCAACCUCUUCUGCCAGAUAGGUAACCGAGACAUUCCCAUCUGAUGAUUGCUCUUUAGUCUUCCUUACCCAUCUCUAAGUAUGAUUUUGUCGGAUUUCACUAACCAUCUCUUUGCCUCUAUCAUUUGAUCCUCCAUUGCCAAUUGAUGGAUUUCUGCUUCUACAUAACUUAGCAAUAUGUCCAACUUCAUUGCAUGCAUAACAUGUAACAUUGUUCUUUUGAAUUGUCUUGCUAAAACCGAUGAAAUUGCUUGACCUGCACUGAUUAGCCAUAUGUCCAAAUUUUCCACAAGCAUAGCACUUUACAGUCAUUUUGCAAUCUUAUGUCUUAUGACCAAUUCUAUUGCAUUUAGAACAUUUAUCAAGAGCAAAAUCAAGGUUCCGAUUUGCUCUGUUUCUACAUUGCCUAGCCAUGUGUCCAAAUCUAUUGCAAACAAAACAUCUACCAUUGAAUUUAUAAGCAUUGAAUUGUCUUACCAGUGCCUUAUGGUUUUGAUCUUCAUUAGCAGUACCAGAACUCUGUCUUUGCUCAAAUCCAAGUCCACUGGAAUCUCCAAUCGCCUUUGUCUCUUCAGUAACUCAUCAAGUUGUGUUAUACCAGAAUAAUAGAUUUUAGCUUUAACAAAACAUUCAUUCACCAACCAGUAUAUUUAUAUAAACAGAAUUGAAAGAAGUAAUACAACCAAUAAGCUAAACACAUAAAUGAGAACCAUAACACACAAAUUUAUACGUGGAAAACCUCAAAGAGAAAAAACCACUGUGAGAUUUGUGACCCACAAUAUCAAUUCACUGGCCAUAUGAAGAGAUAUUACAAUAUAUGAUGGGUCUGCACUUGCAGGAAGACUUACAACCUAGAGCACACUGCUCAUCACAAUAGGAGCCUCGCCGACUACAUAAAAAUCCAGACAACAAUCCGGAGAAGUAUGAACUACUUAAUAUAGCAUCUCCUAUGCCAGAAUACAGUUUCGGCUUAAGCUUUGUCUAUUUCGGUUAAAACCCUAAACCUCAGUACUGGAAUAACCCUUACAAUGAAUUCCUCACAUACAUAAUCUCUCUGAUAUAUUUCGCAUUACAUCACAUCCAUAUCUCCAUCCUAUCAUUCAUUAUUAUCCUUAUUACAAAAUGAUCUAAUCAAUCUCCCAUAUAUACCCUAAACAAAUUUAUGCCUUACGUCGGCUUACAAAGAUAUAUACAAUAUCAUAUUUACAUGUCGGUCAUAUAACAUAAAUGAAUAAGCAUUAAAACAAUUUGUUGAUGCCAGAUCCAAGAUGUGUCAACCUCCAAUACCGAUGACCUUUACUAUACCAUGUCGGCUUGCAUUACUGGUGACCAAAGAAAUCUUCUACCCUGCCGGUGUCGGUGUAGAGUCUUGUGAAGUACCUGUCGGUACACCAUAUGAAGUUGGAACCCAAAUUCAUGUCGCCAUCAAUGACAACAUAGUGAAACCAACUAAUAGUGUCAAUUUCCAACAUGCUAGUAUAUGACACAUUUAGAGAAGAACAAAAAGUACGAGCGUCCCCCCAUGAUUCCAAAGAGGGAGUAGAAGGACCUGAUUUUGGAUGCAAAGGAGAGAGUUGAAAGGAAAAAAGGAAAUACACAACCAGGAAGAAGAAGGUAUGUGAUACUAUUAAGAAUGUAAUUAUGUACUAAUUAUUCUGUAUAUUUAUAUAAUUUAACAUAUUUCAAACUUUUCAUAAAUUGCUCGACACAUCAAAGGCAACUAAGACAAGACUAGAAAAGCACAGGCAACACAAACUUGGCUCUGGUGGUUAUAUGAAAGUUGCCACACGAAUUGUAAGUAUCAAUAAAUGAUAUAUCGCAUCGAAAUAAUAAAUUGCAAACAAUUUUUUUAAUCAUUAAUAAUACAAGCAAAAUUCAUGAUAUUAAGCAAAAAAUGCAUGGCUCUGAAUUCAAUAGAGUGCCCACAGAAGAUGACAUGAAAAUUGUCUUCUAGGAGGGCUAUAGAGUCGUGGCUAAACGUCUAAAAAGAUUGAGUGGGCAAACAUAAGAAUCUAGUGCAUCCGUCAAUCAUGUAAAUAAGCUAAAUGAAAAUUAUUUAAAAUUGAAUACUUGAGCUAUAAUCUAUUCGAUGUUAAUUUCCAACAUAAUGUGACUAUAUUUGUUUUAAAUAAUCAAGCAAUCAUAACAAUGCACAUGACAUUGGAAUGCAACCUGCACAGGGUGGAACACAACUUGCACAUGAUGAAGGUCGUGGUGUGCAUCCCGGUACUGGAGAGCAUGUAGACUGUGGUGAGAAAGUUGAGCAUGGUCCAGGUAGACAAUAUCAGGAACAUGAUGGGGCCCCACCAGAGCAUGUAGACCGUGGUGAGCAAGUUGAGCAUGAUCAAGGUAGACAACAUCAGAAAUGUGAUGGGGCCCCACCAGAGGAUUUAGAGGGUGUUCAGGAUGUUGAGGAUGCGGCUAGACAAAAUAAUCAGGAAGAUGAUGUGGCCUUAUCAAACCCCCCUUUGCAUACGCGUCCUCAACGUGAGUACAAGACUAGGCAUACAUUAACUAGAUCAUGAGCAAAGGACAAAAGAACUGAAGAGGGGACAAAUGAUGAAGACAACGAUCAUCCACUUAGUCUUUACCUCCAAGCUUCAAAAAGAAAGAAAAAAUAAUGAUUUAAUCUUAUUAUAUGUUAACAACUGGAUUUUAUGUGUUAAUGAAUUUAAUUAUUUGUUAAUAAAUGAUAUGUGUUGAUGAA